UCUUUUCUUACUCUGUCAUUCGGUUUGCCUUUACAGAUGGAUGCCGACUUCGAUCCCAGUGAACACUCGAGCUUGUCUAAGAAAAAGAAAAAGAAAUUAAAAGCAGAAGCAUCGCUUAGGAAAGGAAAGAAGCGGAAAUCCCACUUUGCUGAAGUUCUAAACAAAUCCAAGCCAACCUUUGACCCCAAAGAUAAAAGCUUUGAGCAAUACCUGGACGAGUACUACCAGCUAGAUUAUGAGGACAUUAUUGACGACCUGCCCUGCCGCUUCAAGUACAGGCAGGUCAUCCCCAAUAGCUUUGGACUGACCACAGAAGAGAUCCUUGGUGCCGAUGAGAAGGAACUGAACCGAUGGUGCUCACUGAAGAAGACCUGCAUGUUCAGGUCCGAGAGGGAGGAACGGGGCGAUUUAAAAACGUACCAAAUCAAGGCAAAGGACAUCCGCAAGAAGCAGCAAAUCUUGAAGUCCCUCGGCAUGGAGGAUGAAGAGGCCUUGAAUGUGCAGCAGGAAGGCAAAGUCAAAGUGGGUAAGAAACGGCGAGAGCGGCUGAAGAAACAGCAGGAGGGAGACGAAGAAGAUGAGGAUACCGAGCCGACGGCCAAGAUGGAGCCCGUCUCUUCCAUGGGUCUGCAGAAGGAGGAGGAUGAAGAGGAGGGAACUUCCUUCCUUCAGCCAAAGAAGAAGAUGAAAACCGAACCAAGCGAGGCCCACCUGGUGUCCCCCACCAAGCAGCUUAAGAAACGGAGAGCUGGUGGCAGCAAGAGACUCCUGCCAGGCUCGAUGCUUCUGAAGGUGGGCGGCCGAGAGUUCAGUGGGCAAAGGCUGCAGGCGUACGGCUUGAACCCCAAGAGGCUGCGCUUCAGACAGCUGCACCGGCAGAAGAGGAGGAAGAAGCAGCAGCAGCAGAAAAGACAAUGAGCCGGGGACUCGACUUUUUACAUGAAAAGAUUCCAGUGGCUGUUUGGUGCCAUUCUUUUUUUUUAUACAGUCAUGCAAUUUUAAUGUCAUGCCAGGCCGACAUGGGACAGGCGACACCCUGAAUCCACAAAUCAAAAAGAAAACCGACAGGCAGGGAAAUAAACGGCUGCUUUCUUUCUGGAAUGCAUUACAUUUAAAGAGACGACUUGUUACCGUCGUUUUAGUUUGUGUGAUUACUGCACCAUCUUUCAGUAGUUAAUUUUAUAUAAUUCAAUGGUUAGUUAAAUGUGGCUGGCUACUUUUAAUAUAUUUAGUUCUUUAUUUUAAA
Polypterus senegalus (gray bichir) is the source of this 1246-nucleotide messenger RNA. Its product is annotated as protein KRI1 homolog. The coding region runs from base 37 to 918 and encodes 293 amino acids. Lineage: Eukaryota; Metazoa; Chordata; Cladistia; Polypteriformes; Polypteridae. Gene Ontology annotation, cellular component: nucleolus; 90S preribosome. Gene Ontology annotation, biological process: endonucleolytic cleavage in ITS1 to separate SSU-rRNA from 5.8S rRNA and LSU-rRNA from tricistronic rRNA transcript (SSU-rRNA, 5.8S rRNA, LSU-rRNA). The transcript is spliced from 5 exons. The record is from RefSeq and is a predicted model, not a curated record.